Molecule: messenger RNA, 1497 nt
Organism: Apiotrichum porosum
Lineage: Eukaryota; Fungi; Basidiomycota; Tremellomycetes; Trichosporonales; Trichosporonaceae
Exons: 2
Coding region: 1-1497 (498 amino acids)
Biological process (GO): DNA damage response
Cellular component (GO): nucleus
Molecular function (GO): histone H3K56 acetyltransferase activity
Source: RefSeq, a predicted model, not a curated record
AUGGCUUCAUCACUGCGCGACGCGCUCGUGGCCCGCCUCGCGGCACUUCCCAACACGACGCCGCUGGGCCUGACCGUCGUUGCUAGUUCGCCAAAGCGCACGACCCAGCUCUUUCCGCAUGCGCCGUCGGCCAGCGUGAGGUGUAUGGAGACCGAGUACCUUGUUGUGGUCCACUGUCGUCUCCCGCUUGCAGCUCUGGAACCUGCAGUCGAUCCUUUGAGCUCGCCAGCAGCCGAGGGGAAAGCAGACGAUGGCACGAACGAUGAGAGCUCCUCCACGGCUGUUCCAGAGCCUCCCACGAACGUUCUAGCAGCUGCAAUCUCGGCUCACGUCUACACCCUGCCAACAGGUGACGGUGUCCCAGCGGCCAGUAUUGUCUACAUCUCCAAGGUCGACUCAUCAGGCUACGCAGCGUCAGCCGGUCCCGUCACUCGGGAGCUGGCGAUUGGCGUGUUGUCCCACUUUCUGUCCCCGGCCACUCGCCCUACACCCCGCGUCACAGCAACGCUGUUCGCACGGUCGCAGGGCCAGUACCUUUUCCCCAACAGCGUCGAAGGCGGCGGCAAGCGCGUCUUGGGUGGUCUGGGUCUUUGUCAAUGGUGGAAGGGUGUAUACGAGAGUGCUGCCGAGGCACUGGUCACAGCGGGCGUCAAGACGAGCGACUUGCAUCUGAGAUACCUGUUACCGUCAUACUCGGCUUCCGAGGCCUCAGGAAUGCUUCGUGCACCGAUCCGCGCACCGCCAGUGGAAUGGGAGUACAAGCCGCCCUUUACUCAUCCCCUCCUUCCCACCGACACCCCGAGCCUCGCGACUCUCCUUCCUUCCCUCCCCGACGACCCGAAAACUCGUUUCCUGGAGGAACUCGUCGAUGCAGCUGUCGACAGGGUUACGGCGCCCAUCGGUCCUACAACGUCUUCCUCCUCUGCGGCCUCGACAUCGAACGCUACCGCUCUGGGCCCGACAACGUCCUCGUCUUCCAUCGUCUCGACCGCUUCCUCCACGCGCAAGCACAAGCACAACGAUCGCGAGCGUAUUCGCGCCGAAGCCGAGGAUGAGGAGGAGCGCAGGCGUGCUCACGCAGCUCUUUCCCGCGUUCCCGCCGACGAGUUUUGGGAGCGGAUAGGCUUCCGCCAAGAGUGUGCCAGUGGCGACGUCACGGGCUUUUUCAGUAUUAGCGUCGAGACUGAGGGAGAGACAGCAGCCAACCAUUUCGCGGCCAAGACCAAUGGCGCAUCAACGCGCACAGCCAUCCCUCAGCUUCUUGUAGAGCGCCUGUUAAAGUCCCUCCUCAAUACCGAUUUUGGCACGCGUGCGCUCGCCUGUGCUGGAACGGUCCACUGGUUGGAAUCCACCCAUGCGCUUGUAGCCGACGAGAUUGGGGAGGACGGCUGGACCGCAUGUGUCGCCAACGUCGGGGCUAAGGAAGGUGUGGAGCGUGUUGUCAAGCGCAAAGAGGAGGUUGUCACCAUGCUCCAGCCUCGCAAGAAGAAAAAGUAA